UUAUGUAACGAAAACCAAAUAUCGGAAAGCAAGCAGCUGGCGAAGUCGCGUACAUAUAUAACACCCCACCCUCUUAUCAGUUAUCAUCACCAUCAAUCAAUCAUCGUAACCAAAUCCAAAAUAUUAUAUAAAAAUAUAGAAUAAUAUUAUCAAAAAACACUCUCUCUUUCUCCACCACAACUAUACACACACAGAUAGAUACAUAUACAUACAUACUGACAUACAUACAACUACUGAGAUAUCAUUUACAUAACAGUCAUUGAUUGAUUAGAUCUAUCUUUGUAUAAUCCUUUACAUCGAAGGUAUCACGAUGGUAGCGCAAGAGUUCACCGUUGAUUUAGACAAGCCUCUUGUGUUCCAGGUUGGUCACCUUGGAGAAGAUUAUCAAGAAUGGAUUCACCAACCUAUUGUUACCAAGGAAGGCCCUCGUUUUUUUGCAAGUGACUUUUGGGAGUCUCUUACAAAAAAUGAGUGGUACGUGAUUCCAUCCAUAUGGCUCCCUGUGGUAUGUUGGUAUAUCUCCAAGUCAUUAAAGAUGGGCAAUUCACUUCCUCAGAUAGUGACAGUACUUGUUUUGGGGAUUUUUGUUUGGUCACUCAUGGAAUACUCUCUGCAUCGGUUCCUUUUUCAUAUCAAAACGAAGAGCUAUUGGGGGAACACUGCUCAUUAUCUUCUUCAUGGCUGUCAUCACAAACAUCCCCAGGAUGGCUUACGCCUUGUUUUUCCUCCUACUGCAACAGCAAUCCUCUUGGUGCCGUUCUGGCAAUUGAUAAAGCUGAUAUCAACCCCUUCUGCUGCUCCUACUUUGUUUGCUGGUGUUUUGUUGGGUUAUGUAAUGUAUGACGUCACUCAUUACUACCUGCACCAUGGUCAACCAAAAAGCGAAGUUCCUCGAAAUCUCAAGAAAUACCACUUAAAUCAUCAUUUCCGAAUCCAAAACAAAGGAUUUGGCAUAACGUCCUCUCUUUGGGACAAGCUGUUUGGAACAUUGCCUCAAACCAAAUCACUUGAGAAAGAAAGGAAGCAGUGAUCAAUCAAAUCAAGGACAUGAUUGUAUGUUAGGUUAUCAUGUUAGCAUUGUUUUAAAGAUUUCAUUGAUAUUUCUCACCAAACUUGUUUGGAUUAGAAAUUUAUUUAUUUAUCUGGUCAUUGAAAGUCAUGUUUUGUAUUGUUGGGCAAUCUCAAGAAGUGAGUAGAUGGCAUCAACAAUAAAAGCCCACUUCAUCUUGGUGCAAAGAUGGGAAGAUACCCAAACUCGAAAGCAUGUAGUGUAUAUUCUGAAGUCGCUUAUGGAGUUUUGUCAAAUUGAAAUGACGUUAUAUGAUGUUGAGGUUCUGGACCUGGAAUCGAUUCGUUGUCUUUGUAUCUCCCAUGUACAUAGUGGGAACUUUGAUAGUUUUGAUUUUUAUGGGAUGAAGACGGGUGUUGAUUUUGAAUAUAAUUAGGGUUUUGUUCUUUGUUUCGUAUUUGAUUGAGAUGUUUGAUUUAAUUGAAGUUCUAUUAUAAUAUAUGAAUUUAAUAUGUGAAAAAUGUAUAAUGAUAUUUCUUUUACGAGUA
This is a messenger RNA of Erigeron canadensis, 1557 nucleotides long. Its product is annotated as dihydroceramide fatty acyl 2-hydroxylase FAH1. Bases 311 to 1030 code for a protein of 239 amino acids. Gene Ontology annotation, biological process: fatty acid metabolic process; lipid biosynthetic process. Lineage: Eukaryota; Viridiplantae; Streptophyta; Magnoliopsida; Asterales; Asteraceae. Gene Ontology annotation, molecular function: fatty acid 2-hydroxylase activity; iron ion binding. Gene Ontology annotation, cellular component: membrane; endoplasmic reticulum. The record is from RefSeq and is a predicted model, not a curated record. The transcript has 7 exons.